AUGCUGCGCUCACUCUCCACCGCCUUUUGCCUGGUCGGCCUUACUGUCGCCCAAACAUUCCAAGCUGAAGCAGGAACUCUUAUCGGGGUCACGACAGGCACCGCAACCUCAGGCUACAACGGGGCAGGUUACGUUACCGGCUUUGAUGCGGAUGCCGAUACAGUAACCGUUUGGCCAUGGAUCACUCAAGCCGGCUCUUACAGCCUCACAAUUCGCUACAGCGCCCCCUACGGCGAGAAGAAGACGACUAUUCUGGUUAAUAGCGCAACAUCAGGCGAAUUGACGCUUCCGUCGUGUACGGGGUGGUGCACUAUAUCUGCUGGAACAAUCACUAUGCCAACUGGCUCCGUCGGUGUUGGUCUGAAGAGCAACUGGGGCUACUACGAUGUUGAUGAAUUCACCAUCGCCUACACCGGUUCUGGCACCGGCACCGGCACCGGCACUGUCACUAGCUCCCCCAUCGACGGUUCAGCCACAGCAGGCGCUAAAGCUCUCCUUAAGUACAUGCAGAAGAUUUACGGAUCCUACUAUCUAUCUGGUCAACAAGACCCUGCCUCUCUCCUCUGGGUCACUCAGAACGUUGGAAAGACCCCUGCAAUUCUUGGAAGCGACUUUAUCGAGUACUCCCCAUCCCGUGUCGCGAACGGAGCAACCUCCACCGCUGUCGAAGAUGCAAUUGCUUGGGAUGCUCGUGGUGGAAUCAACACCUUUGUGUGGCACUGGAACGCCCCAACGGGCCUUAUCAACACAUCCGGAAAGGAAUGGUGGCGAGGGUUCUACACCGAUUCCACAACCUUUGAUGUUGCUGCUGCGCUGAACGAGGGCACCUCCGGCACAAACUACAAGCUCCUUCUCCGCGACAUCGACGCCAUUGCGGUACAGAUUAAACGGCUUUCAGAUGCUAACGUACCUAUCCUCUUCCGUCCUCUGCACGAGCCAGAGGGUGCCUGGUUCUGGUGGGGUGCGAAGGGAUCUGCUGCCUUCAAGACUCUAUGGAGCUUGGUCUACACAAGAUUGGUCAAUUAUCACGGACUUCACAAUAUGGUCUGGGUAUGCAACACCGCAGACUCAAAUUGGUAUCCUGGAAACAGUUAUUGCGAUAUUGCGACGGUUGAUAUCUACACCAGUGCUGGAGACCAUUCAGCCCAGUCAAGCCAGUAUAACGCAUUGAAGACACUAACCGGGGGAUCGAGGGUCAUUGCGUUAGCGGAGGUGGGAGUGGUCCCUGAUCCGGACCUAAUGACAUCCGGGGGUGCUCCUUGGGCUUACUGGGUUACAUGGGCGGGAGAUUUCGUUUCAGGUGGGAGUUACAACUCUUUGUCGUUCCUAAAGACUGUCUACAACCAUGCCAAGGUGAUUACUCUCGAUGAGCUGGGUUCGUGGAAGUCGACCACCUAA
Morchella importuna is the source of this 1398-nucleotide messenger RNA. RefSeq lists its product as uncharacterized. The record is from RefSeq and is a predicted model, not a curated record. The transcript has 2 exons. The coding region runs from base 1 to 1398 and encodes 465 amino acids. Gene Ontology annotation, molecular function: mannan endo-1,4-beta-mannosidase activity; carbohydrate binding. Lineage: Eukaryota; Fungi; Ascomycota; Pezizomycetes; Pezizales; Morchellaceae. Gene Ontology annotation, biological process: substituted mannan metabolic process.